AUGAGCGCCCAACCCUCCGUGCCGACUCCGCCGGCUUUGGAAGGAGAGGAGACGGGGCCGAACUAUGGGCAGGCACAUCAAGAAGCACGCGAACAGGCAGCUGUUGAGGAUCGUGGGGAGAGACAAGCUCUGCAGAACCGGCCACAGCUGAAUGGAGUGGAUCCUUGGAGGGAAGAUGUUGUUCGUGAAGGACCGCUGAGGGCGGAACCACGGAUAACAGGGCCUCCCGACGAGGGUCGCAACCAUGAACAGAUGAGGCGAGAACACCCUCCUCGAGAUGAGGAACCGCAUCAGGCCGAGAGGACAGCCGCUACCACCGCCGCCUAUCUCAACGGCGGCUUCACCGUCACCAACGGUGCGACGAAUGCCGUCGCCUCCGCCACCUCCACCACCGGUACCAGUGGAUGGUUCGCCUUGGUGACCCGCAGGUGGCAAGAUUUGGGAGGUUCGAAAGGGAAGCUCCACUUCUAUACCGCCCUCCAAGCUCUACAUCUUCGCAGGAAGUCCAGGCCGAAGUACAGCGGCAACUUCGAGACUAUGUCGAGCGGCAUGACGGGGAGGCUCAGCGCUUGA
This is a messenger RNA of Symbiodinium necroappetens, 573 nucleotides long. The record is from the annotation of a GenBank genome assembly. NCBI's taxonomy places the organism in Eukaryota, Dinophyceae, Suessiales, Symbiodiniaceae.